Aspergillus sclerotioniger CBS 115572 is the source of this 1518-nucleotide messenger RNA. RefSeq names its product putative alpha-1,3-mannosyltransferase. The transcript has a single exon. Gene Ontology annotation, biological process: protein O-linked glycosylation. Gene Ontology annotation, cellular component: Golgi apparatus. Gene Ontology annotation, molecular function: alpha-1,3-mannosyltransferase activity. Lineage: Eukaryota; Fungi; Ascomycota; Eurotiomycetes; Eurotiales; Aspergillaceae. The record is from RefSeq and is a predicted model, not a curated record. Bases 1 to 1518 code for a protein of 505 amino acids.
AUGGCCUGGGAUGAGUCCAGGCAAUUACUGUCGAAGAACAUGAAUCAAUUCGCGGCCAUUCGGAGCCAACGAAGCAUUCGGAUUCUCAUCGCCGCCGUCGGAGUCAUCUUUAUCUUGUCCAUUUUUUGGCUGCUUCCAUCGGCAUCGACCACUAAGGUUCUCGGAUUCGGCCAGGGCCACAAGACAGACUCCCAACCCACUGCCAAGACCAUCACCACCGACAACGCCCUCAUCACCGAUCUCUCUCACUACUUCGCCGACUACCCCAUCCAAAAACCUUUCAAAGAGAGAUAUGGCGAAUUAGGCCGCCGUAACCGAGUCCUACGCGACUGGCUAAUCCAAGCCGAUACCUCUUCCGACCCCACCAAAGCCCUCCUCCUCAACGCCGUCGAAGAAGUCGCCAUCUCACAAUACCCUUUUCUCCAAAAUCCCCAACAACCCAAAUCCCACCAUCCGCUAGGAGACCUCCGCUCCUCCUUCGACCCCAACUCAGCCGGCAUCGUCAUCCCAACCAGCGACAAAACCCUCCGCUACGCCGCCCACCUCAUCGGCUCUCUCCGCUCCGUCCUCAACUCCACCCUUCCCAUCCAAGUCGUCUACGCCGGUGACGACGAUCUCUCUCCUACGAACCGGAACCAUCUCUCCUCUCUCGCCGCCUCCGGCCCACCAAUUACCUUUCUCGACAUCCUCACCAUCUUCGACGACACCACCCUGAAACUCCAAACCGGCGGCUGGGCCAUCAAAGCGUUCGCUGCUUUAGGCUCGACCUUCGAAAAGGUCAUUCUCGCCGACGCUGACGCCGUCUUCCUCCAACCUCCCGAGGUCCUUCUUCACCAGGAAGCCUUUCUCCACAAAGGCGCCCUCCUCUUCCACGACCGACUCCUCUGGAAACAUGCCUUCGAGGGCCGUCAUGAAUGGUGGCGGGAUCAGAUCCGUCGACCUAGCGAUGAGAUGAACGCUUCGCUCGUCUGGACAGAGGAUUACGCUGAGGAAGCAGACUCGGGACUCGUCGUUCUCGAUAAAAGCAGACAUGAUACCUUGAUGGGACUAUUGCACAUCUGCUGGCAGAAUUCAUACGAAGUACGGGAGGAAACGACCUAUAAGAUUACCUACGGGGAUAAAGAGAGCUGGUGGUUCGGGCUGGAGCUAGCAGGCGCACAGUACGAGUUUUCGAAGCAUUAUGGAGGAAUCGUGGGAUGGGAGAAUGUGGAUGAGCAGGGAAGACGGGGAGUGUGCAGUUUUGUCAUUGCGCAUGUGGAUUCCAAGAAUCGGUUGCUGUGGUAUAAUGGUAGCUUGUUGAAGAAUAAGGGGCAAUCUGGUAUGGAGAAUGAGUAUCAGGUCCCGGAUAAGUGGAUGAUUGAUGCUGAGUGGGUCAAGGGUGCGAGGAAACAGGAUCAUAGUUGUAUGGUGGAGGGGGAGGUAAGAAGUCUUACGCCUGAGGAAAUGGGGGUUUUGGAGAGGUCGAUUGCUCUGGCGAAGAUGGUGGAUGCGUUGGUGCGGCCUGUUGAGGGUGAUUGA